AUGCUGUCUCGACAGAUGCUGGGGCUGCUCUCGACGCUCUGGUUGAUCGCCGCAACCAAGACUCCAGACGUGGCGACGUCCGAGGCCGGAAAUCCGUUUGUCGACGGCUGGUAUGCCGACCCGGACACGCAGUUCUACAAUGGCGCGUACUGGGUGUAUCCGACCUCAUCGCUGCCCUACGACGACCAGACCUACCUGGACGCCUUCUCAUCAGACGAUCUGGUGCACUGGACCAAGCACUCAUCAAUCCUGACAAUCGCCGACUUUCCCUGGGCUCAUCGGGCUGUCUGGGCCCCGGCGCCCAUUGAACGCAACGGCACAUACUAUCUCUACUUUGGCGCCAACGACAUCCAGACAGACUCGGAGCUGGGCGGCAUCGGCGUUGGCGUGGCAGACAAGCCAGAGGGCCCGUACACAGAUCCGCUGGGCAAGCCGCUGAUUGGCGCGUAUCACAAUGGCGCCCAGCCAAUUGAUCAGGAUGUCUUCAUCGACGAUGAUGGACAGGCCUACAUCUACUACGGCGGACACUCUCAUGCCAACGUGGCCAAGUUGAACGAUGACAUGAUAAGCCUGGGUACCUUGGACGAUGGGACCACGUUCAAGGAGAUCACGCCAGAGAACUACGUUGAAGGGCCGCAGAUGCUCAAGCGGAACGGCGUGUACUAUCUCUUCUGGAGUGAAGGCGGCUGGACCGGGCCAGACUAUGCGGUUUCAUACGGCAUGAGCAGCUCGCCGCUGGGGCCCUUUGAUCGCAUCGCCAAGAUAUUGCAGCAAGAUGAGGCGGUUGCUACGGGCUCCGGCCAUAAUGCCGUGAUUCAAGUACCUAACACAGACAUCUACUUCAUUCUGUACCACCGCCAUCCGCUGGGCUCUACGGACGGGAAUGACCGGCACUUGGCCUAUGACCGCCUCUACUUCAACGAGGAUGGUACCAUUCAGACAGUCAAGAUGCUGGUUCAUGACAACUUUGAGGAUGGCAACACGAUUGGCUGGCAAACAUACGGAGGUAGUUGGAGCGCCAAUACAAACGCUCUUCGAGCAAGUGCUUCAUCGAGCAGCAACGCCCUCCUCAACACCAACUUUACCGAUUUCACCUAUGAGGCCGAUAUAAAACUAUUGUCGCGUGGCGGCAGCCAUUCUGACGGCAAUGCAGGCGUAAUCUUUCGAGUAUCAGGGACCUCCAACGACACGACCACCUUCCAAGGCUACUACGCUGGCAUCAGCACCACCGGCACUCUCUUCCUUAGUCGAAGCAAUGGAUCGCAGUCCACCACGCUGGCAAGCACAAAGGCUGACGUCAAGCCGGCACAGAAAUACCGACUGAAGAUCAUGGCAAAUGGAAGUUCCAUAGGCGUGUCCAUUGAUGGCAAAACGCCCGCUGUUAUCAGUGUGACGGACACUGCUUAUGGAAGUGGACAGGAUGGCGUAAGGGUCUUCAAGGCGGAGGCUGAAUUUGAUAACGUCAACAUUACUCGCCUCACCUCCAAUUAA
This is a messenger RNA of Trichoderma gamsii, 1491 nucleotides long. Its product is annotated as endo-1,4-beta-xylanase D precursor. Bases 1 to 1491 code for a protein of 496 amino acids. The record is from RefSeq and is a predicted model, not a curated record. The transcript has a single exon. Lineage: Eukaryota; Fungi; Ascomycota; Sordariomycetes; Hypocreales; Hypocreaceae. Gene Ontology annotation, biological process: carbohydrate metabolic process. Gene Ontology annotation, molecular function: hydrolase activity, hydrolyzing O-glycosyl compounds.